AUGAUGCAGUACGAAGGGGUCGGCCUCCACCAAGAAUUGCAUCAAGGCUUGCAGCUGGGAGGCGAAGUAGCGGGGCCAGGUCGACGGACGGACCUAUUCGGGCGCGGCCGCCGUCAGGUAGAGCAGAUGCAAAGGCAACAGACUCAAGAGUCGCGGCCAGGAGACCCAGCGUCGAUUCUACAGACUCAGUUCGGACACGCGAAAGGGAUUCUAGGCGUGCACGCGGGUCUUCAGACGACGAGGCCGCGGCCAAGUCCAUGGCUCGAAGAAGAACCGAUUCUCCCAUGGGAUAUGGGAGAGCCGACCGAAAUGGGAGCGACGCUGCCAGUUUCCCCGCCCACCGCACCUACAUGCAGCGGGUCUGACACGGGCAAGUACCGUCUGGGGCAGAAGGUCGAAGGCCGUUUUCGCGGAAAAGGGCGGUGGUACAAGGGCCGUAUUGUAGGAGUCAACGCCGGAGGAACGUACGAUGUGCGCUAUGAUGAUGGCGACGAGGACCUCGGCCUAGAUGCCUCCGCCAUCAGGUCGGAGGAAGCCAGAGACAGCGGCCGUGGAGGGGGCAACAUCGAUAGGCGCGAUGAAGAGCGCCGUGGGGGAACAGAAGCAGGGCGCGCCCCUGCUUACCGCCUCGGAGACAGGGCGGAGGCUAGGGCGCCAGGGACGAACCGGUGGCAGCGAGUCACUGUCGUCGGCGAAAACCGAAACGGUACACUGGAUGUCCGUUUCCGGGAUGGCACCGAGGAGAGACGGCUCGACCCAAGCAUGGUUCGGCCGCUGGAAGAGGACGACGGGGAACGCAGAGGCAACGGCCGCGACAGUGUCGACUCCAUGGAAUUCGCCGAGGGCGACAGGGUGGAGGCGCGGUUCGGUGGCCGAUCGCGAUGGUACAAGGCCACGGUCGAGCGGAAGAAUAGGGAUGGGACCUACUGGCUGAUCUACGCAGACGGGGACGAGGAAAGAGCGGUAGACAAGUCUCUCAUGCGUAGGAUCGGCAACGGCGGAGAGCUACCAAGGUCGGGAAGCAGGAGCCCCGGGCGACGGGUUGUGUCGGGCGUUGAGUCAGAAACAGGCAGCGCUACGGGCAAGAAUUGUCGAGUUGGAGAUGCCGUGGAAGCGAGGUACAAGAGAGGCCGAAAGUGGUACCCGGGCGUGGUGAGGAGGGUAAACCGAGACGGGACGAUGGACAUAACCUACAAGGACGGCGACUCCGAGCGUGACGUAGACCCAUCGCUCGUUCGCAGCAAGGGGGGCGUCAGCGUUGAUUCGCUGGCUUCGUCUUCUGCGGACACCGGCUUCUCUCGGGGCGACAAGGUGGAAGCCAGGUUUGGCGGGCGCUCUCGCUGGUUCAAGGCCACCGUAGAGAGGGAGAACAGGGACGGCACCUACCACCUGUUGUACGUGGACGGGGACGAGGAGAGGGCCGUUGAGAAGCACUUGAUUCGCAGAAUCGAGGGUGUAGGCUCCUCGACUGCGGACGGAAGGGCGGCGUCACGGAGCAGGAGCCCCGCGGAUCGUCGCGCGAGGGACGACGUGGCGGGGAGGGAGGAGUUCGCGGAGGGCGAGAGGGUCGAGGCGCGUUUCGGUGGCAGAUCACGCUGGUCCAGGGCAACGGUCGAGCGGAAGAACAGGAACGGUACGUAUAGACUGGUGUACGCGGAUGGCAACGAAGAGCGGGAGGCAGAGAGCCGUCUGAUACGAGCACUCGGGAGCGGCGGUGACAAUGGUGGCAGCGGCAGCAGCCCGCGACGACCAAGUAGCGCAGUCGCUGACAGACGAGGAGCGUCCAACUUGGAUAGUGGUUCAGACGUGGGCAACGCCAGGAAAACGGCGAUCCGUGCCAACGACAGGAUCGAGGCGAGAUUCAAAGGGGGUCAAAAUUGGUACGCCGGAAUCGUUGUAGCGGCCAACAGAGACGGGAGUUUCGACGUCAAGUACGACGAUGGUGACCGAGAGUACGAUGUCGACGCAAGGCUAGUCCGUAGUUUAAGCACCGGUUCCGUCCGGGACGCUAGUGCAGCGCGCGAGCGCGGCAGGGGCGGCGGCGGUAGGGCCGAGGACGCGGCCGACGGGUACGCAAGGGCACGUCAUGCAGGUGCCAGCACGGUCUCGCUGGACUCUGUACCCGCCGACAGAGACUUUGCGGUGGGCGACAAGGUGGAAGCCAGGUUCGGUGGUCGGUCUCGCUGGUUCAAGGCCACAAUUGAGAGGGAGAACAGGGACGGUACCUAUCACCUAUUGUACGUGGACGGAGACGAGGAGAGGGCCGUUGAGAAACAUCUGAUUCGCAGGGUCGGAGCGAGCACGUCCCCCACGGCCGGGAACAGGAGCCCCGGGCGGCGUGUGGUGUCCGGAGUAGAUUCCGAGACCGAUAGUGCGGCGGGUAAGGCUUUUCGAGUCGGAGAUGACGUGGAAGCGAGGUACAAGAGGGGCCGCAAGUGGUACCCGGGCGUGGUGAGGAGGGUAAACCGAGACGGAACGAUGGACAUUACAUACAAGGAUGGCGACUCCGAGCGCGACGUAGAUCCAUCGCUCGUCCGCAGCAAGGGGGGUAUCAGCGUUGAUUCGCUGGCUUCGUCUUCUGCAGACACCGGCUUCUCUCGGGGCGACAAGGUGGAGGCCAGGUUCGGAGGUCGGUCUCGCUGGUUCAAGGCCACAAUUGAGAGGGAGAACAGAGACGGUACCUAUCACCUAUUGUACGUGGACGGAGACGAGGAGAGGGCCGUUGAGAAACAUCUGAUUCGUAGGGUCGGAGCGAGCACGUCCCCCACGGCCGGGAACAGGAGCCCCGGGCGGCGUGUGGUGUCCGGAGUAGAUUCCGAGACCGAUAGUGCGGCGGGUAAGGCUUUUCGAGUCGGAGAUGACGUGGAAGCGAGGUACAAGAGGGGUCGAAAGUGGUACCCGGGCGUGGUGAGGAGGGUAAACCGAGAUGGUUCAAUGGACAUUACAUACAAGGACGGCGACUCCGAGCGUGAUGUAGACCCAACACUCGUCCGCAGCAAGGGGGGUAUCAGCGUUGAUUCGCUGGCUUCAUCCGCGUUCAACGCUAGCUUCUCUCGGGGCGACAAGGUGGAAGCCAGGUUCGGAGGUCGGUCUCGCUGGUUCAAGGCCACAAUUGAGAGGGAGAACAGGGACGGUACCUAUCAUCUAUUGUAUGUGGACGGAGACGAGGAGAGGGCCGUUGAGAAACAUCUGAUUCGUAGGGUCGGAGCGAGCACGUCCCCCACGGCCGGGAACAGGAGCCCCGGGCGGCGUGUGGUGUCCGGAGUAGAUUCCGAGACCGAUAGUGCGGCGGGUAAGGCUUUUCGAGUCGGCGACGAAGUGGAAGCGAGGUACAAGAGGGGUCGAAAGUGGUACCCGGGCGUGGUGAGGAGGGUAAACCGAGACGGAACGAUGGACAUUACAUACAAGGACGGCGACUCCGAGCGCGACGUAGAUCCAUCGCUCGUUCGCAGCAAGGGGGCCGUCAGUGUUGAUUCGCUGGCGACCAGUACCAACACAAGCGACACCGCGCGUGGCGGUGGCGGCCGCAGCAACGACUUUGCGGUAGGCGACAAGGUGGAGGCUAGGUUUGGAGGCCGUUCGCGCUGGUUCAGGGCCGCCGUAGAGGGAAAGAACAGGGACGGGACGUAUUGUUUGUUGUACGACGAUGGAGACGUAGAAAGGUCCGUUGACAAGAAGCUAAUCAGGAGCCUGGCCAGGCCUAGCGGUGAAACAAAGAGGGACGAGAAAUACGCGACGGAGGUGUCCGCGGCGCACCGCAUCGGCGACGAGAUCGAGGCGAGGUACAAACGCGGGCGCAAGUGGUAUCCGGGAAAGGUUCGGGCGGUAAACGCGAACGGAAGCUACGACAUCAGGUACUUAGACGGAGACUCAGAGCGCGACGUCGAGGCAGCGUUCGUGCGGCCGAUCGGGGGGAGUGCAGCCGGAGAGUCCCCCGGCGGCUUGGCAGUGGGAGACAAGGUUGAGGCAAGAUUCCGGGCGGGGUCACGUUGGUUCAAGGCGACGGUAGAAGGAAAAAACAGGGAUGGGACUUUCAGCUUGUCGUACGACGACGGAGACUUUGAAACGGCUGUGGAGCGGGACCAUAUCCGGAAGGUCGAAGGCGACCGCGCCGGCGGGAAGACAGCAGAAAGCAGCGGUCGAGGCGGUGCGAGAAGGGGUGUGUCCCGGGCUGGUUCCGAGACCGGAACCGACGUCGACCAGGGCGAAGAGAGAAAGGUCCACGACCGAGGUGAAACUCGGAGUCUGGAAAGGAGGGCGGACCUUCCUCGUGCUGGGGACGACGUUGAAGCCCGGUUGCGAGGCAGUUCGAUGUGGCGGCUGGGCAGGGUCGCUCGCGUCCAUCGCGAUGGCUCCUACGACGUCGAGUACGGCGGUGGAAAGAGCGAGAGGAACGUACCGGCUAGCCACGUCCGGUCCUUGAUGAAAAAAGAUUCCCGCAGCGGCGACAGCGACAGCGACCGCAAGAGCAGGUACAGAGACACCACGAAAAGAAGUCAAACGGUCGCGAUCGCGGAGGGCGACCAAGUGGAGGCGCGUCUCCGGGGGGGGUCUACCUGGCAUAGCGGCAAGGUAACCAGAGUACAUUCUGACGGUACGUAUGACGUCCGCUACAGCAGAGACGGCGAACUGGAGAAGGGGAUCGAGCCUCGCCUCGUCCGUCUGCCGCACUACCCUGAUGGUACUGUGCGAGCAGGCAGCCCCCGAACAAGCAAUCGCGGGAGGAGUGGUGGUGCGGACACUUCGAGCGACGAAGGAUCCUACCGAGGGACGGAGAGAGGCCGUCGCAAGGAAAGGUCGCCUAUCCCUCAAGAAACCGCGAGCGAGGAUGCGGAAGCGGCAGCGACGAAAGUGCGGCGCUCCCUCCGCCACGCCGGGAAAACCGUGGACGACCUCGUGCGGAAGCUCGAGCGGUUGCGGCGGUCGACCGGUGGUAUCGACGAAAACACCUUGGGGCGUGUGCUAGCAAGGGUUGGCAUCGAGAUCUCAACUCGCGAAGCCCGAGCGCUCCGGCGCUGCUGCCCGGACGUCGAUAACCACGGCUGUGUUGCUCCUUCUGCCCUUGCAGGUUUGGUGUCAGGAAGAAAUAAAUCUCCGAUCAAGCGAAGGCGAUCGUCCGGCUCCGCCACCCGUGGUGGCCGCCGUCAUGCUUCGAUAUCGGAACUGGCAUCGGACCAGUCGGAGUCGGAGUCCGCCAUCAAGGGACCGGCGUCGGUGGCACGGAGAGGACGGGUGCGUGGCUCUAGCUCCUCGUUGGACAGUAGAAUCAGCAGCGGUAGUAGCGGCGGCGGGCGCCUCCACCGCCGCCACCACCAUGCAAAGGCCAAGGCCGCACCAGAACGUCGCUCUCCAACGCAGCGGAAAAAGCUGGAUACUGGCAGCGGAAGCGAACUUGGUGGCGACACCUCGUCUGACGGGCAAGGCAUGGGAGGCGCACUUAUCGGCAACAAGGGCUCGAGGGCGCUGAGAAAGCUAGGAGGCUCGGCUUUCGACGGGAGUCUGCGGCAGGAGUUCGACAAGCUGAACGGCAGCGGGAGGCGUCGAGUCCUGCCGAUUUCGAGCCUAAAACCGUUGCUUCGACACGUUAGGGUGAAGCUCGAGGAGUCGUCCCUCGCCGAGGUGAUGGUCGUCGUGGACCCUGAUGGCCUUGGUUCGUUCUCUCUUCAAGGACUACUUGAGGUGGCGCUGUCCACGUUUGAGGAUAAGAAGGUAUCCAAGGUUUACAGCAGCGUCUGCGAACAGCUUUUUAAGCCCACGAAUGGUCGAGGUCGAAAAGGACGUAAAGAGAGCCAGGAAGCCGAGGCCGCCAGUGCGGCCGUGUCUAAAACGCUUUCCAAGCUGGAGCACCCUAAGGGAUCGGGGUUGCUCACAACGGGGGACUUGAAGAAACUGGUUUGCCUGGGCACAUGCCAACCUCUUCAGCUCGCGAAGAACAGUAUAGACAGUUGCUUGAGAUUUUCAUGA
Ectocarpus siliculosus is the source of this 5964-nucleotide messenger RNA. The record is from the annotation of a GenBank genome assembly. NCBI's taxonomy places the organism in Eukaryota, Phaeophyceae, Ectocarpales, Ectocarpaceae.